GUAUAUAUAUACACAUAUAAACACGUAUCUAUACGUAUGUAAAUGUCUCUGUGCGUAUAUAUAUGCACAAACCUUAAUUCCUUAAUCCAGUAAUCUAGCUAGAAACUGAAUUCAGAAAGGAAGAAAAAACACACACAAACACGUCUACACGCACACAGAGAUUGAGUGUGUGUGUGUGUGUGAGAGAGAGAGAGAGAGAGAAAGAUGGAAUGGAGAAAAUGUUAUCUGGACUUAAUACUAGUACCUCUGGGAUUCAUGAUAUGCAUGGGUUAUCAGGUGUGGCUGUGGCAUAAGGUCCGGACCCACCCCUUCUCUACUGUCAUCGGAAGAAACGCCCAUGGCCGUCGAUUCUGGGUCUCCUGUAUUAUCAAGGAUAACGACAAGAAAAACAUCCUGGCCGUCCAAACGCUCCGCAACACGAUCAUGGGGUCCACACUGAUGGCCUCGACCUCGAUCCUCCUCUGCACCGGCCUCGCCGCCGUCAUCAGCAGCACCUACAGCGUAAAGAAGCCUAUAAAGGACGCGGUCUACGGCGCGCACGGCGAGGUCAUGGUGGCGCUGAAGUACGUCACUCUCCUCCUCUUCUUCCUCUUCUCCUUCAUCUGCCACUCGCUCUCGAUCAGGUUCAUCAACCAGGUUAACUUCCUCAUCAACUGUCCGCCGGAAAGCGCGAACGGCGUCGUGACGGCGGAGUACGUGGCGGAGCUGCUGGAGCGGGGGUUCGCGCUGAACACGGUGGGAAACAGGCUGUUCUACAGCGCGGUGCCGCUGCUGCUGUGGAUAUUUGGGCCGGUGCUGGUGUUCAUUUGUUCGGUGACGAUGGUGCCUCUGCUCUACAAUUUGGAUUUGGUAUUCAUUGCUGAGAAACGGAAAUUGGGGAGUGAGAAUGGGAAUGGAAAUCACUGUAUAACAGUAUGAUUCAGAGAUCAUAUUCAUUCAUAAAUAAAUAUAUUUAAUCAAAAUUAGCGGACUA
Molecule: messenger RNA, 973 nt
Organism: Sesamum indicum (sesame)
Lineage: Eukaryota; Viridiplantae; Streptophyta; Magnoliopsida; Lamiales; Pedaliaceae
Source: RefSeq, a predicted model, not a curated record